GUUUGUCUGGGGCUGGGAAGACCACGGUGAGCAUGGCCCUGGAGGAGUACCUGGUGUGCCACGGUAUCCCCUGCUACUCGCUGGACGGAGACAACAUCCGCCAGGGCUUGAACAAGAACCUGGGCUUCAGCCCCGAGGACCGCGAGGAGAACAUCAGGCGUAUAGCCGAGGUGGCCUGGCCAAUCGCUGACGCAGGGCUCAACAUUAACUAUCCCGUUGUUUGUCUCCCCGUCGUCCAGGAUCGUGUGAACGCCAGGAAGAUCCACGAGGCUGCAGGCCUGCCCUUCUUCGAGGUGUUUGUGGACGCGCCGCUUGACGUGUGUGAACAGAGAGACGUCAAGGGUCUCUACAAGAGAGCCAGGGCGGGAGAGAUCAGAGGUUUCACUGGGAUAGACUCGGAGUAUGAGAAACCAGAGGCCCCAGAGCUGGUGCUGAAGACUGACUCCUGCAGUGUCAAUGAGUCUAUACAGCAGCUCAUUGACCUGCUACAGGAGAAGGAUAUAGUGCCGGUGGAUGCUUCCUAUGAAGUGAAGGAGCUGUACGUAGUGGAGAACAAGCUGGACCUGGCCAAGACAGAUGCUGAGACACUGCCUGCUGUGCAGAUUGGAAAGGUGGACAUGCAGUGGGUUCAGGUGCUUGCUGAGGGCUGGGCCACGCCCCUGAACGGCUUCAUGAGGGAGAGGGAGUUCCUGCAGUGUCUCCACUUUGACUGUCUCUUGGACGGUGGGGUCAUAAACCUGUCGGUGCCGGUGGUGCUGCCGGUGUCCGGGGCGGACAAGGAGCGUCUGGACGGCGUGACGGCCAUGGCCCUGUACGGGCCAUCCCUCCGCAACCCCGAGUUCUACGAGCACCGCAAGGAGGAGCGCUGCGCCCGCCAGUGGGGCACCACCUGCAAGGACCACCCCUACAUCAAGAUGGUAAUGGAGAGUGGAGACUGGUUGGUAGGAGGAGACCUGCAGGUCCUGGACAAGAUCAGCUGGAACGAUGGCCUGGACCAGUACAGACUCACCCCCACUGAGCUCAAACACAAGUUCAAGGAGAUGAAUGCAGACGCAGUGUUUGCCUUCCAGCUGCGUAACCCGGUGCACAACGGCCACGCCCUCCUCAUGCAGGACACCCACAGGCGUCUGAUGGAACGGGGCUACCGCCGGCCCGUCCUACUGCUGCACCCACUGGGCGGUUGGACCAAGGACGACGACGUGCCUUUAGAGUGGCGCAUGAAGCAGCACGCCGCCGUGCUGGACGAGGGCGUGCUCAAACCCGAAAACACCAUCGUGGCCAUCUUCCCGUCGCCCAUGAUGUACGCCGGCCCCACUGAGGUGCAGUGGCACUGCCGUGUUUAAUGCGGCCGCGCCAACUUCUACAUUGUGGGUCGCGAUUCGGCGAUGCCCCAUCCAGCCAACAAGGACCUGUACGGUUCACCCACCGCUAAGGUCCUCACCAUGGCGCCUGGACUCAUCACCCUGGAGAUCGUACCCUUCAAGGUGGCCGCCUACAACAAAGCCAAGAAGGCCAUGGACUUCUACGACCCCAAGAACCAUCAAGACUAUGACUUCAUCUCAGGGACACGGAUGCGUAAGAUGGCUCGCGAGGGACAGAACCCUCCGGAAGGUUUCAUGGCCCCCAAAGCUUGGGCUGUACUGGUGGAGUACUACCAGUCCCUGGAGAAGGCUACAUAAGGUCAAAUGUGGUCAAAGGUCAAAAUGGGGGACAUCAGGGUCGUAUUCAUUAGGGCACACAAUAGCACUUUUUAAAUGUUUCUCACCAAGAAAAAACGAAAACAAGCGGUUCUCAUUGGACAAGUCCAGAUAGUCCCUCCCUGCUUCAGUCCAUUUUCCUUUGUUUGGUGCCUAAUGAAUACGACCCAGCUAUCUCCUCUAAAACAGUUAAAAGAUGAAUACGAGGACCACUGAACAGCUAUAGCUAUCGUUCCAUCCUUGCUCUGUGGCUCGCUUCCAGAUGUCCCCCUCCAACACACACUCCACCUCUCCACUCCACUCCUCUCCUCUCUCAUUCUGCUGCUACUGUCACUGGGCUUCAGUCUUACCACACUGAGGAUGUACUUUAUUUAAACUCACCAUUUAGAAAUUGGUUUCAUCAAUUGUGCAACUAUCAGUAUUUUAAAUGUUUUAAAAAUGGGUUCGAAGGUCCAUUUUAAAAGGUGUGAUGAGGCGAAGAUUGUGAAUGAAUUGU
Messenger RNA from Coregonus clupeaformis (lake whitefish), 2193 nucleotides. Its product is annotated as bifunctional 3'-phosphoadenosine 5'-phosphosulfate synthase 1. The record is from RefSeq and is a predicted model, not a curated record. NCBI's taxonomy places the organism in Eukaryota, Metazoa, Chordata, Actinopteri, Salmoniformes, Salmonidae. Gene Ontology annotation, biological process: sulfate assimilation; 3'-phosphoadenosine 5'-phosphosulfate biosynthetic process. Gene Ontology annotation, molecular function: ATP binding; adenylylsulfate kinase activity; sulfate adenylyltransferase (ATP) activity.